GCGCUGGGCUGAGGGGGCCAUGGCGGCAGGCGGCGGCUCGGUCUCGGCGAGGGCGCUCGCCCGCUCGGUGGCCCACAGGCUAAAAUAUUACAUUGACGUACAAAGAAAAGAACAUUCCUUUGAUUCGUCUGGCUUAAUCAGAGAUGAGACAGAGAGCUCCAGUUGGUAUGUGCAUGCCACACGUCUGGUUGAGUGGGAGCAUGGACGGCCGCUGGAGCACGAUUUUUCCGAGGUUAAACUGGAGGCAUCCCUGCGCAUGUACAUGGGCAGUGCUGAGGAAUAUCACCGAAAAGUGCAGGAAAGCCCAGGAAAGCGAAAGAUUUUGGAAAAGUUCAUAAAAGAGAAGGCACAGGAUUACGUACCUGACAGAAUGAAUGAGGGCAGAGCUAAGAGGACUCAAAGGCAAAAUAACUGGCAGAGCACCUCCAAUCUACACCGAAAUGCUACCCCGAGCAUGUCAGCGGAAGAAUUGCAAAGAAUAAUUUCAUCAGCUUCCAAACUUAUAGUGGCGGCUACAUCUGAAAUCUCUCCCAAAGUAUUAGGAACAACUCCAGAAAUCAUUUCAACUCAAAAGAGAAGCGCUACUAGGAGCUUUCCAAGUUUGGAUCGUGUCUGGAAAAAGGCUCCUUCUACACAAUCCCACCAUGAUGAGGCAGAGGGUAUACAGGAGGGUAAUGAAGAAUUCAGAACCGAACUUGAUCAAGAGACGCUACAAAAGAAUGUCGGGAAAAAACCAAAGGCCACUCAGAAAAGAAAGAAUGUGAAAUGUAGAGCAAAACCAAGUGAAAUGUCCUCAAAUGUUUCCCAUAACUCUUAUAAAUUGAAUAGGAUAUUCUCUACAAAGCGCCCUAAAUCCAGUGAUUCAUGUUUAGUGAAUGAAAGUUUCCCAAGCCCAUAUUCACCACCUGGGCAAAAUAAAGUAUUUCGGAAAGGUAUUCUUAAAAACAGUACGUCUCUGUCCUGCACCUCUUCAGAGACACUUGAAUACCAAAACAUAGCGCCAAACACUCGUUGGAAGUGCUAUCCACCCUCCCAUGCUGGACAGUCCUGCAAGCUGGUUGAAAUCAAAAGGAAAAAGUCACCUUGCACUCCCAUUGGGGUGGUUUCAAGAACAAAGAGUUCUAGAGCUAGCAAACCUUUGGCUAGACAACCAAUCUUGACCCCCAGGAAUACUCCAGAGGUAACAAGAAAUAACAGAGAAGUAUGUUGUGUGAAACAGAUGGCUGAAGUGAAGCAUGCCCAAAGUUCAAACGUCAGUGAAAAGUCUAGGGAGCCACACAAUUUCAAGAGGGUUUCUGGCUGUGCUAUACUUCAAGGGCAGGCUAAAGAAACGUGUGCCCAAGGUAACUGGAAAAGUAAGCUCUCAGGAAAGUCUCAAAUGAACUGGCCGAAAGAAACUGAAGGAGGGCUUGAUUCUGCAACAGAAAGGAACUCCAAUGGUCAUCGAGUCCAUUUCCAAGGGCUCCAGCAAUGGGACCAUCCCAGAAAGGCUGAAUGGAAGCACAGCUCAGAGAGCUGUAACUUGGAUAACUUAGGGCCUAAAGAAGCAACUCUGCCCAUAGCCUCUGUAGAUGAAUCCAGUGAGAUUCUGGCCUGUCUUCCAAAUGAUCAGGAUAAGGACCAUAUUAUUACGGUCACACAUGGAUCAUCUUUGGGGUAUCAGGUUUGCCAGGGAACUCAAGAUGCACCAAUUAUGAAUGAGAGUAUGAAUAUGGAUACCAGUGUGGGAAAUCAAGGCAUCAAAGGCCAUUCAGGGAAUCUUUUAAAUCAGUUACUGUCUUUGAAUGAAGUAGAUGACAAGGCUGUUGAUGAUCCUAUCAAUAAGAUGCAAAUAACCAACCUUAUUUUAAAUGAACCAUGGGACCAGCAAGUGGUAUAUAUCCCACCAGUGCUUCCAGGUGUUGGCGAAACCUCUGAAGAGGGAGAUGGUUCCUCAGCAUCCCCAGAGAGAAGCAGUCCUAUUUUUGGAAGAUUGGAAAAUGAAGCAUGUGAUGAGGAAUUUACCAUUUCUUCUGCUUCAAGCAGCUUGAGUGCUGAAUCAUUAACCAGCACAGAGAGCAGAAAUAUGAAUGCUGAUCUAAAGGAGAGGGAAGAUGUAGAUUCCAGCACCAAACUUCUAGUUGCAAAUGCGAUGCAAGAAAACAGCACCAUUCAACAAGAGAUGUUUGGUCAACACAGUGAAAGGCUAAGUUCUUCUGCUGAAGAGAAGAGAACCAACAAGGAUGGUGGACCAGAGGAUAGACGCGCCGCCACUCAUGUGGUUUAUUUUUCUCAUCUUCCCACAUCGUUUUAGUUCACAUUCCCAACCCAGAUCCUUCAAGGGAUUCAAUUCCAGCACCAACACUUCAGUUUGCUUCUUUCCUCCUAGAAGCUCCAUUAGAACCUCACAUCCGCUGCUGCCAUCUUACAACUUAACUUACAUUUGCUCAGGGCUUUUUUUCAGGGGGAACGCGGGGGAACGGAGUUCCGGCACCU
Molecule: messenger RNA, 2475 nt
Organism: Eublepharis macularius
Lineage: Eukaryota; Metazoa; Chordata; Lepidosauria; Squamata; Eublepharidae
Exons: 10
Coding region: 20-2293 (757 amino acids)
Source: RefSeq, a predicted model, not a curated record